AUGAAGGCAGCAUUCGGAAUUGUCGAAAAAAGUGUCAUAUUAUUAGUUGUUAUAUUUUUAAUUAAAAGUUCUGAUUCGCUGUUUAAAGUGACCAAUAUAAAAUGCCAGUGCUACGACAAGACCUUUUGCGAUUUUCCGCAGUGCGAGUUAAAGGUAUUGGGUCGAGGAAAAGUUGGCAUAUUUAUCUACACCAAGAUUUAUCAGCUACCCGUAAAAAAAGUGCUUGUCAAUCUAAGCCUAUUUAGAAAGUUUAGUGGCUAUCGGCCCUUCAUGUACAAUGUCACCGUGGAUUUCUGCGAUUAUAUCAGGAAUCCAAAGCGAUUUCCCUGGUUUGGCGUAGUCCACGAAACAAUGCUCAAUUUCACCAACGUAAAUCACAGUUGCCCAUACAAUCACGACCUCAUUGUAUCGAAGAUGGUUCUAAGUGAUAUAAUGUUGAAGAAGACCCCUUUUCCAACCGGAUCGUACAUGUUCCAACUGAUCGCUGGCAAUCCCAAGUGGCAGGGCAUCACACAAAUCAUGACGGAUAUUGUUGAGACUUAA
This is a messenger RNA of Drosophila suzukii, 543 nucleotides long. RefSeq lists its product as uncharacterized. Lineage: Eukaryota; Metazoa; Arthropoda; Insecta; Diptera; Drosophilidae. The record is from RefSeq and is a predicted model, not a curated record.